AUGGGAAGAUGGUUUUGUCCACAGCUGGACGGAGAGCCAGCUGCAGCUGCAGCUGGAGAGGUUCACUUCUACAAGCUGGAGUGUGAAAGCUUACGCAGGCGGCUAGAGGAGUUGUCGUACAGCGGCGCGGGUGUCGCGGCGCUGCGCCAGGACCUGGACAUCGCGCGGCGCAGGGAGGCCGACCUUCUGGCCGAGUUGGACCGCGCCAGGGCAGCUCUUGACAACCUUAAGGAGCACCAUGACUUCCUGAUGCACGAACGCGACAACCGCAGCCUCGUGGAGGAGGAGCUACAGCUGCAGUGGCAGAGCAGAGUGACAGAGCUGGAGAACAGGUAUAGGGCGCAGGCUCGCCGCCUCACUGACGACCGUGAGGCCGCGCUGGCCGAGUGUGAGGCUCUGAGGCGUAGAGCGUCGGUGUCCUCAGUGGCCUCUGAGGACACGGGUUCAAAGGAGCAGGUUACUCUUGUGAGGCGCGAGAUGGAGAGGCAGAGGCGCGAGUUUGAGCUGAAGCUGCAGCUGAAGGAGCACGAGGCAGACGAAGAGAGGAUCAGGCACGGGCAGGAUAAGAGAGAUAAGGAGCAAAGGAUACGAGAUAAGGAUCAAAAGAUAAGAGAGAAGGAUGAGAAGAUAAGAGAGAAGGACGACAUGAUAAGGCAGCUCGAGGAUGAAAAGCGGCGUGACGCUCAAAUAUACGACGAUAGAUUAAGGGCAGCUGUGCAGGCCCACGAGAAGCAGGUCAAGGAGCUACAGGACGCGCAGGCGACGUUGAGCUCGAGGCUGCAGGGCGCCGAGGCGCUGCAUCAGGCGAGGCUGCAGGCGCAGGCUGCAGAUUGGCGGCGGCAGACGGGCGAGUCGGAGGACAGCCUGCGUGCCCAGGAGGCUAGCCUGCGUGACCAGGAGGCUAGCCUGCGUGCCAAAGAGGCUAGCCUGCGUGACCAGGAGGCCAGCCUGCAUGCCCAGGAGGCUAGUCUGCGAGACCAGGAGGCUAGCCUGCGUGCCCAGGAGGCUAGCCUGCGUGCCCAGGUGGCUAGCCUCGAGCAGGAGGUGGACAGACUCAAGGAGGAGGUAGGAAAAAGGCUUUAG
Messenger RNA from Hyalella azteca, 1083 nucleotides. RefSeq names its product golgin subfamily A member 6-like protein 6. NCBI's taxonomy places the organism in Eukaryota, Metazoa, Arthropoda, Malacostraca, Amphipoda, Hyalellidae. Bases 1 to 1083 code for a protein of 360 amino acids. The transcript has 7 exons. The record is from RefSeq and is a predicted model, not a curated record.